AUGGCCCAGCGUUUGACAUGCCGUCGGAGGCUUUCCUACCACGCAGCCUUUAACCAAACUAGGCUGUCCCGAACCCCUGGCAAUAGAACUGUUUGCCUUUAUACCAAGAAGGUUAGGAAAGCGCCAAAAUCUGCAUGUGGCGUGUGCCCAGGCCGACUCCGCGGAGUUCGUGCUGUGAGACCUAAAGUUCCAAUGAGCUUGUCUAAAACGAAAAAACAUGUCAGCAGGGCCUCUGGCGGGUCCAUGUGUGCUAAAUGUGUCCGUGACAGGAUCAAGCGUGCUUUCCUUAUUGAGGAGCAGAAAAUCGUUGUGAAAGUGUCGAAGGCACAAGCACAGAGUCAGAAAGCUAAAUAAAUUUAAAUACGAAGCUUUCUUUGAGU
This is a messenger RNA of Eptesicus fuscus (big brown bat), 380 nucleotides long. RefSeq names its product 60S ribosomal protein L34-like. The record is from RefSeq and is a predicted model, not a curated record. Bases 1 to 354 code for a protein of 117 amino acids. The transcript has a single exon. Gene Ontology annotation, cellular component: ribosome. Gene Ontology annotation, molecular function: structural constituent of ribosome. NCBI's taxonomy places the organism in Eukaryota, Metazoa, Chordata, Mammalia, Chiroptera, Vespertilionidae. Gene Ontology annotation, biological process: translation.